Messenger RNA from Fusarium mangiferae, 753 nucleotides. RefSeq lists its product as uncharacterized. Gene Ontology annotation, molecular function: ferric iron binding; catechol 1,2-dioxygenase activity. Gene Ontology annotation, biological process: catechol-containing compound metabolic process. The record is from RefSeq and is a predicted model, not a curated record. NCBI's taxonomy places the organism in Eukaryota, Fungi, Ascomycota, Sordariomycetes, Hypocreales, Nectriaceae. The transcript has 4 exons. The coding region runs from base 1 to 753 and encodes 250 amino acids.
AUGUUAUCAGCUGAAGAUGAUCCUCUGACAACGUCUGUCAUUUCCUCCUUUGGGCCUAAUAGCUCCCCCAGAUCUCGGGAGAUAUUGACCGGGUUGGUCCGAUAUCUCCAUGCCUUUUGUCGUGAAGUCAAUCUCACCACAGGAGAGCUAUACGUUGCCAUUGAAGCUUUGAACAGGUCUGGUCAGAUGAGCAAUGCUGAGCGAAAUGAGAGCUUGUUGAUCUCAGACUGUCUUGGCGUGGAAGCACUGGUCGAUACUCAAACACAGAAAAUGCUCGAGCAAGAUAAUGGAACCAACUCUUGUAUUCUCGGCCCAUUUUACGUCGCUGAUCCUCCUCGUUAUGAAAACGGAGAUACCAUUAUCCAGAAAUAUCUCGGAGGAGAAGUAACUUACUUCCAUGGUCGGAUUCUAAAUGCUGAUACCAACAAACCCGUGGAAGGUGCUUCUCUGAACGUCUGGGAGUGUGCAGUCAAUGGGUUGUAUGAUCAACAGGAUCCCAAUCAGCCGCCUGGAAAUAUGCGAGGCAUGUUCACUUCUGAUGCAGAAGGCAAAUAUUCUUUCUACUGUAUCAAGCCGGUUUUCCCUGAGGACGACACUUAUCUCGACUCCGAUUCCGUGUAUGCCGUCAAGUCAGAUCUGCUUUUGAAAUUCAACCCUUAUAAGUCUGGCUCGCUGAAGAGUAUUGGGGGUGACGACGUCGAUGUGAAGUGGGAAGUCAACUGGGACUUCAAGAUCAAGAAGCAGAAAUAUUAG